AUGAUGAACUUGUUUCGAAACCGAAAGAAGAACAAUUCUGGGCCAGCCCUACGCAAAGUUCCGAAAAUGCCAGAAUUGGAUGAUUUUCUUGCAAAUCAAGACUAUGAAGGAGCCAUUUCUCUGCUGAAUCACAAACUAAAAGCCGGAAACUUGGAAAGAGAACAAGAAGACAACCUUCAACUAUGGCUUGCUCAUUGUUACUACAGGUUGAGGAACUAUGAAGAAGCAGCAUUCGUUUAUCAGACGCUGAUGGACAAAGACGAUUCUCCAGCAGAACUUGGUGUGUAUUUGGCAUGUUGUAAGUUCUAUAUGAAGCAGUAUUUGGAGGCAAAAGCAAUUGGAGAGAAGUGUCCAAAAACUCCGUUGUGCAUUCGUCUUAUGAUGAAUGUAUCUCUUCGUUUGAACGAUGAGAAAAAGAUUCUGACAUUUCAUUCCAGUUUGGGAAACACUCUGGAAGACAAGCUCUCGCUUGCUGGAGUAAACUUCCAAAGAAUGCACUACCAAGAAGCCAUCGAAGUCUACAAAGAGAUCCUCCAGGCUAGCCCAAAUUUGGUGGGACUCAACAUUGACAUGGCUCUAUGCUAUGCCAAAAUGGAUUUCUCUCAUGUUGCAUACAAUCUUGUCAAGAACUAUCUACGUCUUUUCCCGAACAGUCCAUUUGCGAAAAACUUGCAUCUCUCCGUUCUCUAUCGUACAAUCACUUCAAAAGCCAAUCUGGAUGAUCAAUCUGAAUUGGCAAAAAACAUUGAUCAGGAAGGCUUGACAAUGGUUCAACAAAUGGAAGAGCUUCUCAAGCAGAAACUGUAUCCAGAGGUCGAAUAUCUCUGUAGACACAAUUUGGUGCUUUUCAAAAACUGUGACACUGCUCUUCAAGUGCUCCCUUCUCUGAUGAAACAUGUCCCAGAAGCACGGCUCAAUCUCAUGUUAUACCAUUUGAACAAAGAUAACAUCAAGGAUGCAAUGUCUCUUUGUAAGGACUUUGAACCAACAACUCCAUACGAGUUUCUAGUCAAAGCACUCACUUUUCUACGCUAUGGACAGGAAAACGAUUCGAGAGAGCAUCUCAAAACAGCCGAAAACUUUUUCCAAAUGGUCGGAGAAUCUGGUCUUGUUCAAGACACGAUUGCGGGAAGACAAGCAUCUGCCGCGUACCUUUUCCUCGCAUACAAAUUCGACGACGUCAUCACAUAUCUGAAAUCAAUUGAGGACUACUUCCAAAACAAUGACGCAUUCCUGUUGAAUUUGGCUCAAGCGUAUUUGAUGUACAAGAACUACGUGGCAGCUGAAGAUCAUUUCAUUCGAGUUUCCGGACCGGAACGGGACAAAUUGUUGUACAAGUCGAUGUUGGCAAGAUGUUUCAUCCGAAACAAAAAACCACAAAAAGCAUGGGAUAUGAUGUUAAAGACUACAGUUCAGUCGGAUAAACUCAGUCUUCUGAAAGUGAUUGCUCAGGAUUGUUAUCUGGUUAGUUACCAACAUGGCGAAAACAAAAUCAAUUCAAAAAUUGUUCAGUCGAACGAAUUCUACUAUGCUGCGAAAGCAUUCGAUGAACUCGAAACUAGUGAUCCGACACCAGACAAUUGGAAUGGGAAGAGAGGUGCAUGUGCUGGCUUAUUCAGACAAUUGGCUAAUCAUAAAGCAGACACAACUCUUGUUGAACACAUGCGCGAAAUCAUUCAGUUGGUCGCUUCGAGACCACACUCAAACUGUGAAUUCCUCCUCAAAGUGAUCCGUUCGUGGGGCGCAUCUCAUAAUGUUGAUCUCAAUUAA
Molecule: messenger RNA, 1770 nt
Organism: Caenorhabditis briggsae
Lineage: Eukaryota; Metazoa; Nematoda; Chromadorea; Rhabditida; Rhabditidae
Gene: Cbr-dyf-13
Product: Protein CBR-DYF-13
Exons: 11
Coding region: 1-1770 (589 amino acids)
Biological process (GO): intraciliary transport involved in cilium assembly; intraciliary anterograde transport
Cellular component (GO): ciliary base; intraciliary transport particle B; ciliary basal body
Molecular function (GO): protein binding; intraciliary transport particle B binding
Source: RefSeq, a predicted model, not a curated record